ACCGCAGGGCCGCGUAGCUCGGAUCUUGCCGAGAACGCCUGGCGGGGAGGUUGAGCCGUUCGCGCCAUGUCUGAGAUGAGCGAGCUGUCCGAGCUCUAUGAGGAAAGCAAUGACCUGCAGAUGGACGUGAUGCCUGGCGAGAGUUACCUUCCGCAGAUGGAGGUAGGCGGCGGGAGCCGGGAGCCAUCCCUGCGCCCCUCCCGCGCCGGGGCCCCAGCACAGCUGGAGGAAGAAGGCCCGAUGGAGGAGGAGGCGGCCCAGCCAAUGGCGGAGCCCCUGGGGCAACGAGGCCUCGCUGGCCGACCCAGCCCCGGGGCGCAGCCGGGCCAGAUUGCGGGCCCUGAUUUCGAGAGCGAGGAUGAGGGCGAGGAAUUCGAUGACUGGGAGGACGACUACGACUACCCGGAAGAGGAGCAGCUGAGCGGUGCAGGCUACAGAGUAUCAGCGGCCCUUGAAGAAGCCAACAAGAUGUUUUUGAGAACCUCCAGAGCAAGAGAAGCAGCUCUGGAUGGCGGGUUUCAGAUGCAUUAUGAGAAGACCCCGUUUGAUCAGUUGGCUUUUAUCGAAGAGCUUUUUUCACUUAUGGUUGUCAAUCGUCUGACCGAAGAACUCGGCUGUGAUGAGAUUAUUGAUAGGGAGUAGCUAAGUGCUGUGAAGAGAGGAGGAAAGUACUUGAGGAGAGACCCAGCAUUCCACUAUCUCUUGGUUUCAUUCCAAACAGUUCCGUGCCGAUGAAAAACUUGGUCUUCAAAAAUAAAGAUUUUUUUUUUUUUUUUUUUUUUUUUUGCUGAAUGGAAUGAAGUAGUGACUGCACAGGUAUGAAAAAGGAAGAAAAUUGUUAAAGAAAAAGGAUCUUAAUACUGUUGAAACCUGUUUUCAAGAAUGUCCUGAAACACUUACGGCUUUGACUUUGUUACUUAUCCAUAUCAAUUUCCUUGCAUUGGGGAAGGAAAUUAAUACACAUUUCACUGUAAGGGAUGGCUUUGCAAGAGUAAGUCAUGACCAAUUCUGACUGCCAGUACAAGAACCCACUGAUAUUAAUUAUAUGCGAAAAAGUAACUGAUUUAUCCAGCUUAGGACAUGAUAUGUUUUUGAGUUAUCUGGACAGAAAGCAUAUUGAGAAAACUUUGAAGACUCCACUUUGUGAUCUACCCAAGCUGUAAGGCUAAAUUUUUAGGGUAAAAUAAAUCGAGUAUUCUUCAGUCCCCCAAAAGGAUAAUCAAGCCCCCAAAGAAAUAUGUAUCAUGUGUGCUGUAUCUUAAAAUGUUUCCAAGAGCAUCUGAGAUUUUGUUUAUACAUGUAUCUUGAUCAUUUUUAAAGCUACUGUAAUCUUUAAUUCAGGAAAAUUCAUUGUCUUGAACAUUUUUAGAAGUCAAAAAUUAAGACAUGCUUAAUAAUUAAGUUUCAAAUUUAGACAUUAAAAUAUAUGUGAAAGUACAAAAGAACUUUCUAUCAUCCAUAGGUACUGGAGAAAUUUUCUGUUUUACUUGCUCUCUGUUUUUCAUUUAACUUUACAGGCAAAAGACUCUGGUUGAACUUCAUGAUAUAAGAACUGUUAAGUGAAAAUUGUCAAGUAAAAGGAAAGCCCUACAUCUAAAAGAGACUUAAUGAACAACCCUUAAAGGUUUUAUUUUAAACCUGCCAGAAAUCCACCUCUGUAUCUGAAGUUUCCCUGUCUCCUCCUCUAAUUAAGCUUGUUAUUGGUUAUGCACCAGCAUUCGGAAUAAUAAAAAUUUCUUGUUCUGUG
Messenger RNA from Hippopotamus amphibius kiboko, 1747 nucleotides. It is a transcript of the gene EID1, whose product is annotated as EP300 interacting inhibitor of differentiation 1. Gene Ontology annotation, molecular function: transcription corepressor activity. Gene Ontology annotation, biological process: negative regulation of DNA-templated transcription. Lineage: Eukaryota; Metazoa; Chordata; Mammalia; Artiodactyla; Hippopotamidae. The transcript has a single exon. Bases 67 to 642 code for a protein of 191 amino acids. The record is from RefSeq and is a predicted model, not a curated record. Gene Ontology annotation, cellular component: nucleoplasm.